UGAGUUACAACCCACUCCCUGGGUAAAAUCAGUGCUUCCAUACAGCCCCUAGGCAGUGAAGCCCCGUCACCGAACCUUUUUCUGUAAAGCCCCUGAAAUAAGUCGACUUCCACGGCCACGCGCCUGCUCUGGCGCCUCCACCUUCCCAGACCGGAGAGUUCAACCCUAAUGCCGCUGCCGCCGCAGGUCUGAGGUCAGCGAAUAUGGGUGGUGUGACGUCAUCGGUGGCCGCUAAGUUCGCCUUCUUCCCGCCCGACCCACCGUCUUACGGCGUGGUGGACGAGGAGCCGCUUCCGCCGGGCGUGGCUCCGGCGGGGAGUGACGCUGCAGCGCUUUCUAGGAGGGUGUUGAUGACGGGGGUUCUGUGGAGAGAGGGGGUGGAGGCACGUCGCCUCCGGACGCGGCGGGGCACGGAGAUCAUUGCCAUGUAUGUAGGGUGUCCUAAGGCGAGUCUCACCGUGCUGUACUCGCACGGCAAUGCCGCCGACCUCGGCAAGAUGUAUGAGCUCUUCAUAGAGUUCAGCGCUCGCCUCCACGUCAACAUCAUGGGGUAUGAUUAUUCUGGUUAUGGACGGUCAUCAGGCAAGGCAAGUGAAGCUAAUACAUUUGCUGACAUAGAGUCUGCAUAUAAAUGCCUUGUGGAGGUUUAUGGGACUAGGGAAGAAGACAUUGUUCUUUAUGGUCAAUCUGUCGGUAGUGGCCCCACUGUUGAUUUAGCUGCUCACUUGCAUCACAUAAGAGCAGUUGUUCUGCAUAGUCCCAUACUUUCUGGCCUGCGUGUCAUGUAUUCUGUGAAGAAAACAUACUGGUUUGACAUAUAUAAGAACAUCGAGAAAAUUCCCCAUGUUAAAUGCCCUGUUCUGGUGAUUCAUGGUACAAGUGACGAUGUUGUUGAUUUUUCCCAUGGAAAGCGGAUAUGGGAGCUGAGCCAACAGAAGUAUGAGCCUCUGUGGAUCGAGGGAGGCGAUCACUGUAACUUGGAGACCUUCCCAGUGUACAUAAGGCAUCUGAAGAAGUUUCUGUCGGCUGUAGAGAAGUUGCCUGCUGGAAAAGAAGCAGCACCUGAGAGUGAGAAGUUGCUAGCUGGAAAUGAAAAACCUUCAGAUAGCGUCGCUCUUUCUGAGGCGCAUUUGAUGACCUCGCAGAGGUUAGAGCCAUCGAGGAAGAGCUCAAGGCAUGAGCAGCCUCCUAGGCUGAGCACUGAACGUGUAGAUAAACACCAUCGAAGUACAGACGUCAGGGAAAAGACAAGGUCCAUCACACAUAAGGAGAGAUCAAGGAGAAGUGUCGAUACAUUUGACAGGACAAGAGAUGAAAAUGAACAGACAGACAAACCAAGGAAAAGCAUUGACAGGCUUGGCGAGAUGAUUAGAUCAAUGGGCCUAUGCAAUGUUGAUUGCUUCAAAGAGCCUUCUCGAGAAACCGAGGCUUGCUGAGUCAGUGAGUGGUUUUUCAUAUGUAGUUAUAGAAUCGUUUUGUUUCUCUUUGCAGCGGCAGAGUCAACAAUGGUUUGUGUGGUCUUGCUGAUGAAAAUUGUAAAAUUGUCCACGAACAGCAAAGAUAAAUAUAGUGCAACUCCUUGAAUUGAGCUUUA
This is a messenger RNA of Triticum aestivum (bread wheat), 1594 nucleotides long. RefSeq names its product alpha/beta hydrolase domain-containing protein 17B. The record is from RefSeq and is a predicted model, not a curated record. The transcript has 6 exons. NCBI's taxonomy places the organism in Eukaryota, Viridiplantae, Streptophyta, Magnoliopsida, Poales, Poaceae. The coding region runs from base 204 to 1436 and encodes 410 amino acids.